Messenger RNA from Botrytis sinoallii, 1491 nucleotides. RefSeq lists its product as uncharacterized. The transcript has 2 exons. The record is from RefSeq and is a predicted model, not a curated record. Gene Ontology annotation, biological process: protein localization to kinetochore; kinetochore assembly; mitotic cell cycle. NCBI's taxonomy places the organism in Eukaryota, Fungi, Ascomycota, Leotiomycetes, Helotiales, Sclerotiniaceae. Gene Ontology annotation, cellular component: chromosome, centromeric region; nucleus. Bases 158 to 1216 code for a protein of 352 amino acids.
GCAGUAGAAUUACCCUUCUCUACUUGUGGCAUUACUUGAUUAAUUGUCUGUACUAUUUAUCUUCGAAUUCUCUAACAUUCUUCGCGGCUUAUUUGAAUAUCCGAACUAGCCAUUGUUGUCUUUUCCUCACCGGCGCAAACUAAUAUCUACCACAACCAUGAGUGCCGCAGACACUGCUCUCCUCACGGAGCAUUUGACAUACAGACCAAUUGCCGUCAUCGACGACAUAAUAAACAGUAUCAAUCUCCUCGCAUUCCGAGCCAUCGAUGCGCUCGAAAAAGGUCUUUUCGCCGCUCCUCCCUCUUCAAUCGGCUUCACACCCACUUCCACUCUCUCCGCCGAAGAAGUCGCAACACAAUGCCAGCACGAAAUCGAGAACGGAGUCUACAAGCUCGAAACAUUGCUCAACGCGAAGAUUGAUAAGAAUUUCGAUAAGAUGGAAAUUUAUUUGCUGAGAAACGUUUUUGCUGUGCCGCCGGAUGUCAGGGAUUGGAUCCGAUUGAGCCAUUAUGAAGGAUUGGAUUUCAGGAGUGUGGAAGAAAAUGGAGCGGGGGCAGAUGGAGUGCCCACGUCGGAAACGGUUACGCUGCAGAGGAAGAGGUUGAGGGAGACGAUGAAAUUGAAUGCGGUGCUGAGGGCAGAGAAGGAGAGGAAUGAGAGAACUAUUGCGGCGUUGAAAGGAAUCAUAUCGCCAAGUCAAAGUUCGGCUAAGAAAACUGUUAAGGCUGAGGAUGGCACGGAGAUGGAAGUCGAUGUUGAGGAUGAUGAGCGACCCUCUUUGGCAUUCUUGCAGAAGAAGGGUAAUUUGACGAAAGAUGGAAAACAUCCUAUUGCAACUACGACCGAAUUCGCAUUGGCGCAAUUGCCUGCGCUUAAACAGUUACUGGAUAAUUUAGGACCAAGGCUGAAAGAGUUAUCGGAAGGCGAUGGCAUGGCGGGAAUGGUGGGAGAACAAGAGAAGAGUUGGAGAAGAGAAAGAUUGGAAUUCAUUGAAAAGGAAACGAGACGACAUCUUGAAAACGUGCGAGGCUUGGAGCUAGGUUCGCAAGGUGAAGUGAGAGAUGGAGAAUGGCAGGGCGAGGGAAGGAAACUCGGGAACGGAGAAGUAGAGGAUUUGGAGAAGGUUGUAGGGAUGUUUGAGAGUCAUGCUGCGCCACCAGAAACCGGAGAGGGAGAGGGAGACGGAGACGGAGAUGUGAUGGAUGAGGGAACGUAAACUCGACAUUAGAAGCACAAUUCGUGAGGUUGAUAUUGGCGUUUUAAGGAUAUACCCGAGGGUGGGCUGAUUCAAUGGCGAUUCAAAAGCGCGAAUGAACAUGUCGUUUUAUACAUAUACAGCUCUGCAAUAGUCUAGCUUGAAACCUGAAAUUGAAUAAAUAAGAGACGGAUCUAGCUCCUAGCUGGGAAGCAUCACAGCGAUAUACUUCACAAAUAUAUCAAUCCUUGCUGGUGAGCUGUAUGUAUUGCAUUGCAGAACGCUUUACUCGAUCA